Molecule: messenger RNA, 2467 nt
Organism: Bursaphelenchus okinawaensis
Lineage: Eukaryota; Metazoa; Nematoda; Chromadorea; Rhabditida; Aphelenchoididae
Source: the annotation of a GenBank genome assembly
AUGGCCGCCCCCAACCUGAACCCGUACACGGACGCGGAGAGCGGCUGGCUGGACUCGGUGAUCAGUCGAAUGGAGAGUUUGUACAACAAUCUCGACAAGAGCAUCUGCAACGUCCUCACCGGCGACGAAAUCUUGGCUGUGCUGGCGUUCGUUACAAAAAUCAUCAACCAGGAGGGGUCGUUGGUCGAAGUCGAGGUCCCAAUUAAAGUCAUCGGCGAUAUUCACGGCCAGUAUCAGGUGGGUUAGGCUUGAACGGUUAAGCUUGAGACUUAGCUAAUUUUGAUUUUUUAUUUGGCUUAAUAAGCUGAAGGUUAUUAGGCUUAGACUUAGGCUUAGAAGGCUUUAAAGCUUUAGUUUAUAGGCUUAAGGUUUAGGUUUAGGAUUUUAGGCUUACGCUGUUAGCUUGAAUUUUUAGGCUUAGAGUUUUAGGCUUAAAUUUUUAAAACAAAGUUUUAGGCUUAGAUGCUAAGGUCUCAGGCUUAGGUCUAAAAUCUUAGGCGUAGUGUAAUAUUAGUUUGCUUGGUUUUAUUAGGCUUAGGUUUAGUAUACUUAGGCUUAGAAGGUUUAGACUUCUAGGUGUAGGCUUAAGCUUGGUAUAGGCUUAGUACGUUUAGGCUGAAGCGGUCUAGGCUAAUGAAGUAGGAUCAGGCUUCUAGGCUUAGGUCUCUAGGCUUAGUCUUCUAGGCUUAACAUUCUAGGCUUAGGUGUCUAUGCUUAGGCUUCUAGGCCUAGGCUCCUAGGCUUAGGCUUCUAGGUUUAGGCUUCUAGGCUUAGGCUUCUAGGCUUAGUCUUCUAGACUUAGUUUUCUAGGCUUAGUCUUUUAGGCUUAGGAUCACUUUGUCAUUUCCAGGACAUGCACAAGCUGUUUGACAUGAUCGGCCGCGUUCCGGAGCAGCGUUUUUUGUUUUUGGGCGACUAUGUGGAUAGAGGACCCCAAAUGAUGGAAACGAUUGUCUAUUUGUUGGCAUUGAAGCUGCGUCAUCGUGAGCGGAUUUAUUUAUUGCGUGGUAAUCACGAAACUCCGGCUGUCAACCGUAUUUACGGGUUCUACGAGGAUUGCGCUCGGAAAUAUGGGUAGGAUUUGUAAUUUUUUUAUGCAAGAUUUUUGUAAUUAAAGUUUUUGCAAGUACGAAAAAUAAAAAAAACUUGUUUUAUUAGUUUUUUGAUCUUUUUUUGUUUUGUAAACAAAGUUAUUGCGCUUUUUUUAAAAGUUUGAAAGUGUAAAGAAAGUUUUUGCAAAAUUUAAAAAAAGUUUUAAAAUGCCAUUUUAAAUCAUUGUAAACAAAGUUAUUGCCAAAAAAUUAAUUUCUGCACCGUGCAGCGCCAUUUGUCUUCUUUGCACAGUGCGAAAGCGCGGUCCCGUCCGAUCUGGCAAGUUAAGCAACGGUGCGCUUGAUUAUAAAAAGUUCGAGGAACACUGGGUAGAAACAAGGUUUUUGUCAGUUUAUAGCAGGGCUAAUAUAAAUUUUGUCAUUUUUUUGAUUUGUAAAGAAAGUUUUUGCAAUUUUUUGUUUUGUAAAGGAAGUUUUUUCUAAAAAUGUCAUUUUUCAGCGUGGGAAUUUGGUGGGAGUUCCAAACAGUGUUCAACCGCCUCCCAAUGGCCGGCCUCAUCUCGAAGCGCAUUCUGUGCAUGCACGGUGGACUGUCGCCCGAACUGACUACACUCGACCAAAUUCGCAACAUUCCUCGACCGUGCGAGCCCCAAGAUCGUGGUAUGUUGAUCGAUCUGCUCUGGUCUGACCCCACGAACAAGGGCGACGGCUGGUUCUACUCCCCCCGAGGCAUUUCGUACGCGUUUGGCAAAGAAGUCAUGUCGGCGGCGUGCAAGAUCCUGGGCAUCGACAUGGUGAUCCGAGCUCAUCAAGUGGUACAAGACGGCUACGAAAUCAUGGUCGGAGGCAAGCUUAUCACCAUCUUCUCUGCUCCCAACUAUUGCGGACAGUUCAACAAUGCUGCUUCUGUGGUUUGCAUUGAUGCUGAUCUUCAGGUAGGGGUUUUUUGGGCAUUGGAUCGUUUGGAAAGAAAGUUCUUGCUAUUUUGUGGCUUGGAAAGAAAGGUCUUGCCGUUUUUCGAUUUGUAAAGAAAGUUCCUCUCAUUUUAGUCAUUUUUUCGAUCUUCCGAUAAUUUUUGCGGCUUUUCGUUAUAUUUUUUGAUUUUAUAUGGUGGAAAGAAAGUUUUUGCUAUUUUUCAUUUUGUAAACAAAGUUCUGGAAUUUUUUAAAUUUAAAAAAAUUUUAUUAAAAAUAUAAUUUUAGGUGUCAUUCCAACAACUCCGGGUUUCAGCUCCACCCACCUGCAACCGCCCCGCCCCACCAAUCGCCUGUGAUCCGGCCGCGCCCAAGAAUGGCCCACUGCCCACGUUCAAGAUUGAAAGAGUCGGCUCGGUGGAUCCGAAUGCCAAAGAGGGCGAGAGCAGUAGUGCCAGCGCCCCAAUAACCGACCCCAACAACAAUCAACCCAAAGAAUAG